Molecule: messenger RNA, 1336 nt
Organism: Phytomonas sp. EM1
Lineage: Eukaryota; Euglenozoa; Kinetoplastea; Trypanosomatida; Trypanosomatidae
Source: the annotation of a GenBank genome assembly
AAGUAAACACAUGUACGCCAUCAAACCAUGGGGAAAUGUGUUUGCAAUUGGUAGUACUAUAGGAAGCUAUGCCAUGGGUAUUGGAAUGCGCUGGAGAGAAUCAAGUGUAACGAUAGUAGAGAAGCGCCCGACUCCAUCUUAUGAACUGCUUAAGUUUAACCGUUGUGUCCUUACCGAACAAACACUGAAGCUUUUAAUUGAUCUAGGGUGCACUGAAAAUAAGCUUCGUUCCAUUUUAAAGCCGGCUUUGGGAUGGCGCUUCAUGAAUAAUCAGAUGGAAGUGCUGAAGGAAAGCAAAACGUUUCCUGGGUGUGCCUUGGGCGAGGCAUCGUUUCAUUGCAGCAAAGGGCUACUCAUGCGCUUGCUUAGAACUGAGUUUCUUCGUUUCGGAGGAACAGUUAUAUGGGGAUCUGAGGCUUACGACGCAUUUGAGAGUAAUGAUGGCACUGAUACGUGGUGUUUGAGGAAAGACUACGGCCUUGGAAACGCGGCCGAGGCGAUUAUUACAACAGCCAAAGACACAGCGCUCCACUCCGCGCUUAUUGCCGAAGACCCCGACCGUAUCGCGAUUCUGUUUGAUGUGGAGACGGGUGUUUCGUGCAUUGACAGCGAAGCGAGUCAGCGCAUCUUUGGAUCGAGCAAUGAUGUAGUCAUCAUAGUUGGUCAGGGCUUUGCUAUGCAUAUUUGGCUGAUGGAUAAAAAUCGCUGCUCAUGGCGACUUGUACGUAAAGCAACGAAAAGAAGUGAGGGCGAAGAAGAUGUUCUCCAACGGUUAGCGACUGACUUAAGGAAUCUAAUAUUUGCAAGCGAGAAUCGAACUCAGCUCAUUUGUACACUCCCGGGAACAACGCCUGCGAUUCGGGACGAUAAAGUGCAUGCAAAAAUUAGUGUAUUGGGGGAUGGGCUGCUUCCAGUGGAUCCUUUUGAGUGGCGUGGCGAUAAUGCACGUUGUGCGAUUGAAGAGGCUUCUUCUAUUUGUCGGCUAUUCUAUGGUAAGAAGUACCAUCGGGGGGAUACUUCUUUCCUCCUACGCAGCAUAGAACAGGACUCGAUCUGUAAACGGGCAAGCCUGUUGAAGCGGGACUUGGUGGACGCAGAGCACUUUUUGGCAUUGCAUCCUGCAUUGGACGAUGAACCAGUUGGACCAAUUGGUCUUGUUGGAGCAAGCUAGCCAGAAUCAUGAGGGUAAUUUUAUAGGUGCUCUCUUUCCUUCGUUGAGAUCAAGUACUGAAAAUAUGGACUUGUAGCCUUAUAAAAGGACCACGAAUGUAGGUGGAUAAAACUACGGAUUUCGUUGAAGGGAUUCCUUCUUUUCCCUUUCUUUAGAGGAAAAAAA